UCCUCCUAAAUUUGGUCUUAAAAAAAAAAAACAAAAACAAUUUCUCUCUUUAGAGAGAGAAAGAAGGAGUCGUCAAAAAUGGCAACCUUGAAAUGGUUUGUUCACUCAGCGUGCCAUGUUUUGGGGUACCCAACUAAAGAAGGAGCCAAUAUUAAUGGAGACGCGAAGAACAGCUUAAAGGUACCUAACGGUACUAACAACGUAGGAUUAAUGUCCGAAAAUUCAGAGGUCAUGGAGUUCCAAAUGCCUCUUCAUUAUCCACGUUACGCCAAGACGGAUUAUGAGAAGAUGGAGGAGUGGAGGCUGGACCUGCUUCUCAAGCAAUACGGGCUCAGUUUCAAGGGCUCUCUUGAUGAGAAGAGGGAAUAUGCAAAAGGCGCUUUCUUGUGGCCUGAUCAAUACUAAUUAUAUACUAAUCACCUCUUUUUUGCAUGAGACGUGCUUAAGAUAUAUAUAUAUAUAUAUUAUGUUUUACUAUAUUAUAUCUCUCUAUGUCUAGAUCUCGUGAAGGGCUUCCUGUAAGAUUUCUGAAAAGUACGUGUGUACUUUUAUGAGGAAGGAGAGAAGCUAAAAUAAGUGUUAAAGUGUACGUAACAGAUCAGUGCAUGUAAAUUAGCGGUGUUCUGAAUGUUGUACGUUUUACGGGAAUGUGUGCCUUUUUCUUCCCCCGUGGAUUAUGUAACUUUUUGCGGUGAACGGUGAUCGUA
Morus notabilis is the source of this 707-nucleotide messenger RNA. RefSeq lists its product as uncharacterized. Lineage: Eukaryota; Viridiplantae; Streptophyta; Magnoliopsida; Rosales; Moraceae. The transcript has a single exon. The record is from RefSeq and is a predicted model, not a curated record. Bases 79 to 405 code for a protein of 108 amino acids.